Molecule: messenger RNA, 2042 nt
Organism: Trichomycterus rosablanca
Lineage: Eukaryota; Metazoa; Chordata; Actinopteri; Siluriformes; Trichomycteridae
Exons: 10
Coding region: 10-1104 (364 amino acids)
Cellular component (GO): nucleus
Molecular function (GO): NAD+ poly-ADP-ribosyltransferase activity; NAD+-protein mono-ADP-ribosyltransferase activity; zinc ion binding
Source: RefSeq, a predicted model, not a curated record
CUUCAAAUCAUGGCAGAAGCAGCUGGUGACAGCAGUUCAGAGUUCAGCGAUACUGACAUCGAUUCACAAUCAGAUGACGUUUCCAGCAAUGACUCGGGCUCGGACUCAGGACUACCCAAUCAGCGUCAGGUUUGCCGUUAUUACAACAAAGGUCACUGCCGCUACGGCAAGAAAUGUCGAAACCAGCAUGUAUGCAAAUACUUUCUGAAAGACUCCUGUCAAUACGGUGCCAACUGUCGCCUCUCGCACAACCUGAGCUCUUACGGGUCCAGUGAGCAGGAACGUGGAAGGAGGAGGAACGGCGGCAGGGGUCACAGAGGGCAGAGUCGCAGCUCCUCGUCUGAUAGUGAAACGGACAGCAGUAAGCCCUACAGAUGGCAGUUGGAUUUGGGAAACGGCUGGGAGGAUGUAGCCAAUGAUCAUAUACUGGAGGCCCAGUACUCACGACCCAGUACUAACGGCAUCAAGAUCUUCAACACUCCCCGUGGUGCUUUGUCUAUCGACUUUACUAAGAUGCGCAUUCUGAAAAAGACCAACCUGCGGGUUAGACGUAAAGGUUCCCGCCACACUGAGUGGCUGUGGUAUUACAGAGGCAACCACAGCUGGAACCAGUAUGGAGAGAAGGAUGUCAAUGGUAAAGUCAGCUCCCUCAGUAGCUCCAGCCUGGAGACCGACUUCCAGCGGGACCGAAGGGGCUCUGUUCAGCUCACCGUCGACUCCACCACCUACGAGAUAAAGUUCAGAGAAAUGUGUCAGGAAAACUUGUCCACCAAUCACAAGAGGAGGAUCAGAAGACGCCCUAAAUUUGUUCCUCCUCAGAAUGGAAGAAUAAAAAUUGUGACGAAGAUGUUAAAGGCCCUGAAGCCGUCUUCAUCUAAUCACACUCCGGUGUGGCAGUUCAGCGGAAGAGGAAAUAACUGGCACAACUUUGUUCCGCGAAGUUGCUGUUCAAUAACGAGUGCAGAUAUUGAGGCAGAGUACCAGCGUAAUCCUCAGGGCACCAUGGACUUUACCGUGAACAACAACGAGUAUAAACUGGACUUCUCACAAAUGAUCCAAGUCAACCUCAACACCAGCAUCGUUCGCAAAAUUAAACGUGCGUAAUAUAGUAAUGCAGAUACACUCACUGCAGGUUUCAGCUGGUGCCAAAAAGAGGAACCACCGGUGAUUGUGUGAUGCUACACUUGUCUGUUUUUUAUUUGCUUUCAUUUCUUUUCUUUUUAUGCCUUUUUCCCCCAAUUUUCCUCCCAAUAUAGUCAUAUCCAAUUAUCUGAUUUGUAUUUCCAACUUUACUGCUGUGGACCUCCAGUUUUUGGGGGUUUUUUUAUGCAUUUUCUCCCCAUUUUCCUCCCAAUGUAACACUCAAUUUAGUCUUCUGCUGCUGAGUGAUACCCGAUGGCAUCCGAGAAGGACACGUCGCUAGACACGCCUCUUCCGACACGUGCACAGCCCUCCUCUUCUCGCCCCUGCAUUCUGCACAGGUGUCUCUUCCGCCAGUCAGGGUCCUUACACAGCGUAUGAAGACACACAUUGUCUGGCCCCCACCCUGCAGAUACAGUGGCCAAUUAGUAUCUGCUGCAGACACUGCCAGUUAUGCCCGCCAGAUGGCGCCCAGCCGACCGGUAGCAAUGCCAAGUUUCAAACCGAGGAGUUCAGAAUCUCGGUGCUGGUGUGCUAGCGGAAUAUCCUGCUGCGCCAUUGGACCUCUGACAUGUGUGCAGUGACCAACCACUUCUUUGUAAAGGGUGCAUAAUAGAAAAGGGGAAAAUUGCAAUAUAUUAGCAUUUUCUGUAAUUUUAGUUGUAUUACAAGUUUAUUAAAGCAAUAAGCCACGAGAGGCUGUGCGUUACUGUGAUUUUAGCUCGGGAAAUGAAAACUUCUUAAAACUUCUUUCCCGUGCUAAAAUCAUAGCAGGCUCGCUGUUAAGUGUUGGAAAGAUUUCUUUGGUUUCAGAAUUACAAGGCUUAUACAGUUUAUCCAUGUUUAAUAAAGCCUGUAAUGUUGUAUUCAGUAAACUCAAUAAAACAAAGAGCUUUGGCUUG